ACGAACAGUAAACGAAAGAGGUCGAAGCAGAGAUGUUCGAAGUUUGACAGGUGUCAAAAUUGUGAUAAUUUUUAGAGAUUUGUGGUUAAAAAUAAAAGUUUUAUUUAAUUUUGGAAUAAGUUAGAAUCAUGUCUUCUAUAACGAUAUCGGUAGUUCGUCCGCGAACUAGUAUUCUCGAUAAAUCGCUCAGUAAAGGCAAAGGAGAGGUUAGCUUGAGUUGUUUUGCUCUCCUUUUUUCAGAACUUGUGCAAUAUUGUCAAAAUCGAGUUUACACCGUACCUGAACUCCAAAACAAAUUAUCUGAAUUGGGAAUGGAAGUGGGCCAUCGAGUAACGGAUCUUCUGAUUGUUCGCGAAAAGGGUGGUAAACGAGAAAUAAAAUUACUGAGCGCGCUUCUUUUUGUCAAAAGCACACUUUGGAAAUCCCUAUUUGGCAAAGAAGCCGACAAAUUAGAACACGCUAAUGAUGAUGAACGCACUUAUUAUAUUAUCGAAAAGGAAUCCUUGGUCAAUAAAUUUGUCUCCGUUCCAAAGGACAAAGGCAGUUUAAAUUGUGCGUCUUUUGUCGCUGGAAUUAUUGAGGCUGUACUUUGCGACUCUGGAUUUCAACAACUUGAAAAUGAUCCGGAUUUUCAUCGAAAAAUCAUCUUCAGCGAUGAGGCUCAUUUCUGGCUAAAUGGCGUCGUCAAUAAGCAAAAUAUGCAUUAUUGGUCAGGCAGCAAUCCAUACGAACUCCAUGAGUCAACAUUACAUCCCGAAAAAAUUACGGUUCGGUGCGGUUUAUGGGCCGGCGGCGUCAUUGGGUCGUACUUCUUCCAUGAUGAUCAAGACCGGACGGCGCCACAAGCCACACAGCGAAUGUCACAAUCGAUUUAUUUAAAACCAAGUUUGGUGAGCGUGUUAUCUCACGAAAUGGCCCAGUCAAUUGGCCGCCUCGGUCGUGCGAUUUGA
Molecule: messenger RNA, 950 nt
Organism: Belonocnema kinseyi
Lineage: Eukaryota; Metazoa; Arthropoda; Insecta; Hymenoptera; Cynipidae
Gene: Trs31
Product: trafficking protein particle complex subunit 5
Exons: 4
Coding region: 129-950 (273 amino acids)
Biological process (GO): endoplasmic reticulum to Golgi vesicle-mediated transport
Cellular component (GO): TRAPPII protein complex; TRAPPI protein complex; TRAPPIII protein complex
Source: RefSeq, a predicted model, not a curated record